This is a messenger RNA of Funneliformis geosporum, 2790 nucleotides long. Lineage: Eukaryota; Fungi; Glomeromycota; Glomeromycetes; Glomerales; Glomeraceae. The record is from the annotation of a GenBank genome assembly.
AUGAUUAAUUCCUAUCUUAUUAAAUCUUGCCGUAUUUUCCGUACUCGAUACGGUAGCUUUUUAAAUAGAGCUGAUGUUCGAGGAUUAAAUGCAAUUGCACUUCGCAGAGAAGAUAAGAGCCGAUGGGAGCGUAGAGUUGCUUUAAUACCUGAUGAUGUUUCGAAAUUAAUCAAAGAAACUGGUGUGAAAGUAUAUGUGCAACCGUGUAAUAAACGUAUUUACAAUGAUGAGAAAUAUGAGAAAGCUGGUGCAAUGGUUCAAGAAGAUAUUUCAGAUGCUGAUAUUAUCAUGGGAAUCAAAGAAAUUCCGAUCAAAAAUUUAAUUUCAAAUAAAAUCCAUGUUUUCUUUUCUCACACACACAAAGGACAAAAGUAUAAUAUGCCAAUGUUACAAGAAAUUCUCGAUAAGAAAAUACGAUUAAUCGAUUAUGAAUUAAUGACAAACGAAAAUAAAAAGCGACUGGUGUUAUUUGGAACUCAUGCUGGUUACGCAGGGAUGAUCGACGGACUUCACGGACUGGGAUUACGACUUCUGGGAUUGGGUUACAAUACUCCUUUCAUGCAUGUCUCUAUGUCUCAUUCGUACAAAUCUCUCGAUGAUGCAAAAUUAUCGAUUAAAAAUAUAAGCGAAUCAAUUGUUGAUGAAGGAUUGCCCAAAGGUUUUGGUCCGAUGACGUUCGUAUUUACAGGGACCGGAAAUGUUUCCAACGGGGCACAAGUAAUAUUCAAAAAUUUGCCUCAUGAGUACGUCAAAGUUAAAGAUUUAAAAGAAUGCACCUUGGCGUCGCAUAAUUAUAGUAACAAGAAAGUUUAUGGUUGUCAGGUUGAAUUACAUGACUAUCUAGUUCAUAAAAGUAUAGGAAGUUUUGUAUCAAAAAGUGAUUAUUAUGACAACCCCAAUCAAUACGUAUCUGAAUUUCACACGAAGAUUGCCCCAUAUACUACUAUGCUUAUUCAUGGAUCUUAUUGGGAUCCACGAUAUCCGAGAUUAUUAACUAACGAACAGUUAAAAGCGAUUCAGAUGGACCCUAAUAAUAAAUAUAGAUUAUUGGCUGUUGCCGAUAUAAGCUGUGAUAUAAAAGGAGCAUUGGAAUUUCUUUCCCAUUCAACCACGAUUGAUGAUCCUUUCUAUUAUGUGGAUUUGGUUAAUAACAAGGAACAUAAAAAGUUGAGAUCUGACGAAGGAAAAGGAACGCAAAUCAUGGCAGUUGAUAUUCUCCCUACAGAAAUUCCAUUUGAAAGCAGCAAACAUUUCAGUAAAUCUCUUUAUCCACUUAUGAACGAUUUGAUCAAUGGAAAACUUGAUCAAAAUCCCGUACUUGCAGGAGCCACUAUCGCUAAAGAUGGAGAAUUAACGGAAUCGCACCAAAAGUUAUAUGAUUUGUUACCGAAAAAUAAUUAUACAAAUUCGUCUCAAACUUCAGAUUCUCGUAAAGCUAGAAGGAAAAAGAUUUUAUUGUUGGGAAGUGGAUUUGUAUCUAAACCUUUUGUAGAUUAUUUGGGAAAGAAUAAGAAUUUAUCAUUAACAAUCGCUAGUGAUAUCAAAGCUGAAGCCAUUGCUUUAACACGCGGAAAUCAAGAUAUUCAAGUUGUCAAUUUAGACGUAAAUAAAAGUGAGGACUUAUCAAGAUUAAUUCAAUCUGCCGAUAUUGUCGUAAGUUUUAUACCAGCACCUUUACAUCCAAUCGUUGCAGAGACGUGUAUUGCUCAUAAGAAACAUAUGGUUACAGCUAGUUACAUAUCGCCCGCAAUGAAGUCACUUGAUGAAAGAGCGAAACAAGCUGGAAUAACUAUUCUCAACGAGAUUGGACUAGAUCCGGGGAUCGAUCAUUUAUCUGCCAUGAAGAUUAUCGACGAAGUUAAAGCUGAAGGUGGAUUACCAGCUCCAGAAGCUUCAAACGUUCCAUUCGGUUAUAAAUUUAGUUGGUCACCGAGAGGCGUUCUUACAGCAGCAUUAAAUGAUGCAAAAUUUUGGAUGAAUGGAAAACAUCACGAAAUUUCAGGAAAGCAAUUAUUAAAAUAUCAUUUUCCAACAGUGCCUAUCUACCCUGGAUUUGCUUUUGAAGGACUUGCGAAUAGAGAUUCUUUAUCAUAUAUUAAUACAUAUGGAUUAGCUCCUUUAAGUACCAAAAGUGCAAUGUUUAGAGGAACAUUGAGAUAUAAAGGAUUUUCCGAUCUUAUGUACUCGUUUUAUAAACUUGGAUUUUUAGAUACUGAAAAUACUAAAAGUAUUAAAUAUAACACAUGGUCGGACUUCCUCGAUCAUAACCUUUUUGGAUUUUGUGAUAACCACCAACCUACGGAAGCUUCAAGAAUAUCAGCAAUUGCUGAUAAAUUGAAUAUACCAAAAAAUCAUAAAAUGGUUGAAAAUGUCGUCGAUGCAUUAAAAUGGUUUUCUUUGAUGCCUGAUUCAAGUACACCAUUAAAGCACUCAUUUAUACCACAGAAUUCGACAUCAUUUGAUAUGUUCUGUUCAUUACUUCAACAAAAUUUAAAAUAUAAUCCUGGAGAGAGAGAUUUGCAAACUAAAAUAUCUACAUUAAUAUGUUACGGAUCCUUUGAAACAUAUACGGCAAUGGCAAAAACUGUCGGAUUACCCGCAGCGAUCGCAACUGAAAUGAUUGCAAGAGGAGAAAUAAAUGAUACUGGCGUUUUGGCGCCAACCUUAUCACAUAUCUAUAAUCCUAUUUUACAAAAAUUAGAUAAUGAAGGCAUUAAAAUUGUAGAGAAUGUAAUUAAUAGAGGGAUGAAUGAAAGUCUAAAUUGGAACGGGGUGGGAAUUUGGGAAUAA